This is a messenger RNA of Gorilla gorilla gorilla (western lowland gorilla), 1025 nucleotides long. RefSeq names its product MKI67 FHA domain-interacting nucleolar phosphoprotein-like. The transcript has a single exon. The record is from RefSeq and is a predicted model, not a curated record. Gene Ontology annotation, molecular function: RNA binding. The coding region runs from base 229 to 672 and encodes 147 amino acids. Lineage: Eukaryota; Metazoa; Chordata; Mammalia; Primates; Hominidae.
AUCUCUGUUGAUAAUAAUAAAUAGAAUUAAUCCAAUCCACAUUUUUAUUAAUAGUUGAUCAUGAGAAGAGUGCUGACUGAAACCCAGCAGCUAUUUGGUUUCAGGCCUUAAAUUCAUUAGGCACCCCCUCUAGGGACUCCUAUGAAGGCAACAUAUAUAUUACGAUCAAAAAAAUUUGUCGGGGAGCUGAGAACCUGAUGUUUCUAGGAGUGCCUCAUAGAGUUAGUGAUGGCCGCUUUUGGCAUGGCAGCCUUUUCUGUACCAGCUGGGCCAAUCCUGUCACUUAACCCGCAGGAAGAUGUCGAGUUUCAAAAGGAGGUGGUAGAGGUUUGCAAGUGCACAACCCAGCAAAAAGAACAAGAACAACUUGCUCCUGGAGUAGUCUUUGUGUGCCACCUACUUAAUGAAACCCAGAUCUUUUCGUAUUUCUCCCAGUUUGGCACUGUUACAUGGUUCAGACUGUUCAGAAGUAAAAGGACUGGAAAUAGCAAAGGCUAUGCAUCUGCGAAGUUUGAGUUUGAGGAUGUUGCCAAGAUAGUUGAUGAAACAAUGAACAACUACCUGUUUGGUGAAAGACUCUUGGAAUGUCAUUAUGUGCCACCUGAAAAAGUACACAAAGAGCUCUUUAAAGACUGGAAUAUUCCAUUUAAGCAGCCAUCUUAUCAUCAGUGAAAUGUUAUAAUCAGAAUCGGACACUAACACAAAAGCUACAGAUGGAGGAGUGAUUUAAAAAGAAACAAAGAUUACUCAGGAAGAAAUGAGCUAAAAAAGGAAUUGAUUAUGAUUUUCCUUCUUUGAUUUUACAGAAAACAGAAAGUAUUUUAAAAACUAAUCAUCCGACAUCUACAAAAGGCCAGGUUUUCUAUUAGGAGAAGAAAAAGGUUUUUGGCACUCUUGACACUCCUGAGAAGACUGUGGAUAGCCAGGGCCCCACACCAGUUUGUACACCAAUAUUUUUGGAGAGACAAAAAUCUGAAGUGGCUGAAAUGAAUGAUGAUGAUAAAUAUAAUGAAAUAGUUUUCUAA